UUGUGGUCACACAACCAACAAUUAUACGUUGUUGCCAUGGUUCUGUAUUGGCAGAAGGUAGAAUUUAUAUUGGAGGCGGUUAUACAGGCGAUGAAAAUCAAGACAUCUUUUUAAACGAUUUCUUUUCUUUUGAUGUUAGCGUUCCAUUUUCGUCAACUGAUAUGCAGUAUGAAGUUCACGCAAAUGUUCCAAUAAAGAGUACAGCACAUGCACUUGUAUAUGCAAAAAGUGAAAAGGGUGGAAUGAUUUAUUUAUUUGGUGGUCAUCGAGAAAUUCCUAUUGGAGAUCCUAUAUACGGAUAUUCCCUAGAGAAACAAGCAUGGAGUUCCAUAACACCAAAAGUUAAUAAUGGCAUCACGAUGCCAAUUGAAUCUAGUACUAGGAUUGUCGGUAUUACAGAUAGCAGCUUAGAUACCAUUUACAUAUUUGAUAAUGGAACCAUGUAUAUUUACGAUGUAUUAAAUAAUUUUUGGAAUCCUGGUGUAAUCGCUCCUUACACACUUAAUAAUUAUGGCGCUGUAAUGUUAAAUACCAGUGAAAUUGCUUACAUUGGUGGUUCUGAUGGGACAACAAACCUUCCUAUGGAUCAGAUCCUGUUAUAUAACACAAAAUUAUCUCUAUGGUAUAUAAAGAACGCAAAGUCGAAUGAUGUAAUGCCAUCACCACGGCGGGGUCACACGGCAUCUAUAGCACCAGAUGGUCGGAUUUUUAUAUAUGGUGGAUUUGAUGGUAAUGAAGAAGCGCUUUUUUCCUCCGGAAGUACUCCCACGUUCGCAGUCCUUGAGUAUGAUGGUAAUGAAUUUAUAUGGGAUUCUCCUGAGUUAUUUAAUCCGUCAUCUGUAAUGAGAAUCUUCCAUACCUCACACGUAGUCGGAGAUUAUUUGAUUAUUGCUUUCGGGCGGAAUUUAACUCAUGUUAGAUUGAAUACGAUUGACCUGAUAAGCAUAAAGAAUAGAGAUAGUUACGAAAUUGUCACAGACUUUGCACCAUCACAAUCUUCGCUACCUAUCACAUCUUUCACAUCACCUCUACCCACCUCUUCAUCAUCAAGACCUGCCAUCAUUUUAGCAUCAGUAUUUGGUAUUAUUGUCUUUGUUGUAAUUAUUGCUGCUUACUACUUUUUCUACUUGAAAAAAAAAAAACGAAGUGACACUAUCGAUAUUCCUUCCCACCGUUGGUGA
This is a messenger RNA of Funneliformis geosporum, 1181 nucleotides long. NCBI's taxonomy places the organism in Eukaryota, Fungi, Glomeromycota, Glomeromycetes, Glomerales, Glomeraceae. The record is from the annotation of a GenBank genome assembly.